Caenorhabditis auriculariae is the source of this 6826-nucleotide messenger RNA. NCBI's taxonomy places the organism in Eukaryota, Metazoa, Nematoda, Chromadorea, Rhabditida, Rhabditidae. The record is from the annotation of a GenBank genome assembly.
AUGGCCACUCGACUCAAUGAUCUUUUCCGGAUCGUAGGUUUCUCAAUUUUUGGCUUCAUUUUUUUCAAGUCUUGAUUUUACCUACUUUCUAAACUUUUUGAUAUGCUUUUAAACUCUGUGAAUUUUAAUUUUUCCGACAGAUCGGUAUUUUUUUGGUAAUAAAUGUAAAGAAUUUUGAAGAUUUGAAAAAAGGUCCUAGACCGAAACUAGUAAUUUAUGGUUGAGAAUAUUAAAAAAACAAAAAUAAUAAUAAAUUUUUUUGGUCUUUUGAUUGAACGCUUGUAUUCAAAAAAAUCGUUAAAGUCUUUCUUAACGUCUUCACUUGUUUUCGAUGAUCAGUUUGAUUAUGUCUGGUUUAAAAUCGGGAAACUAUCAUAUAUUUAGGAGAAAAUCAACUUAUUAUUUCGCGAGAGAACUUUUUCAACUUUUUACUUUUAAUAAAAAUUGGCUGAAUGCUGCCUCAGGACCUUCUAAUCCCAAACAGAAGAAAAGUUUUUCGAUUCUCGGGUAAUUUUAAAUUUCGGAGAAAAGCGUUAUUUGAAGCUUGAGAAGCGUCAUAGAGCCAGAAAAAUAAUUUUCUUUCUUAAGAGUUACGAGGUAAGGAAAUUGUAACAGUUUUAUAGAAAGAUUAAUGAAAAAAAUCUGAAAUAUUCUAUUUGAAAGAAAAAAACAAAACUUUCCAUCUGGGCGGGAUCUGAGCUAGCGACCGUUUGAACGUUAGAAAAAAGUUUUGUCAACUGAGCUAUGAUACGAUCGUAAAUAUGAACCUCGAACCGAAGCUUUGAUUGUAAGUAUUCAUUCCGGCAGGCUCAUGGCUAGGAUACGUUUCUGAAAACAUUUAUAUGAUGAACAGUUUUGUAAUUUCUAAUGUAUAACUACUACUUUUCUGUAUCUUGAAUUCCAAUGAAUAAUAAAAAACUAGAGGGGAGAAUUUUAAUUUUCCGUUUCAGAAUGCGACUUCCAUUGUUCAUGAAGUGAUUCGGGACGCGUUCGUUGCCUCGAAACUCCAAAAUUACACGGACGCCAUCAAUGAGUUGGAUCAGCCGCCGGCCUGGCAAAGUUGGUUGUUUUUAUGGAUAGAUAAGCUUCCUUCUAUUCUUCCGAGGUUUUCGAGAAUGUAUUCGUUUUUUUUUUUCGACUGCUCUACCUUGAAUAUGACACCGUUUUUUCAAGAGAUGGUAAUGUAAAUGAGCUUCCCAGUACCUUUCAUAGUCCGUUUCCUUUGCGAAACACUUUGAAAAACUCAUUUUUGGUGAGGAAAGGGCUCUGAAUUUGCUUCUUUCAAAUGAGUUAAACUUUAUAGUAAAAUGAAUAAUCAAAAAAUAAAACUUUAUUCACCGUUAGCUAGUAAUAAGACACGUUUCAAAGGUGUCUAAGCCUCCUUUUUAAGCAUUUUCUUUCGAUAUUCGCAUUAAUACCCUUUUUUAAAUGUAUUAUUAAGGUACUGGCUUUCUUAGCUUAACUUUAAUUACAUUUUAAUCCAACCGCACCGCGACCGCGACGCGUUGAACGUUAUGCGAUAAUACCAACUUUUAAAAGUGUCUUUUCGGCACGUUUUGUUUUCGCAACGAGGUAAAUGUAUGUGGGAAAAAGGGUGCCGCUUAUCUGCCUUCAUGAGUUGUUUCGGCGGGACCCCGAGAAAAAUCGUCCAUCAUUCUGGUGUGCCGCGAAACACAGCGCUUCUCCGGCGAUUACCAUCUGAAAAGAAAAAUCUUUUGCGAAAACUGACUCCCAUAUAAAUUCUUUUUUGUCCCUUUUCCUUGUUCGUUCAGAUUGGUCAGCAAUGAUGUCACUUUCUGAAAGAAGAUCAAAAAAGAUCAAACUAGGCUUGGAAGCUCGAAAAAUUCUCUCUGCAAGUUUAAGAAAGAAAAAAAUUAUGGAAGUUACAGUAACUCAACUUUGAGUUUUUGUGAAGGAAGUUUAGAUUCUAGCUUCAAAAAAGCAAAACUUUAGUUUAAAUUCAAUUUAUUUUUUCUUUUCUAUUGUUCAUAUUAGUGGUUGAAUAUCUUCAUCUUGAAGAAAAGAGUGGAAACUUUCUAAAAACUGAUUUAUCCAAAAUGGGAAGCUACCGUAACGUUAAUGCGAAAUUUCACUUUACAGCCUGUUUUGUUCUCUUUGCUGAAAAAAAAUUGACGAUUCAAUUUUUUUCUUUCUAUGUAAUUUCAAGUUCAUAUUUAAUUAAUAUUAAUUAAUCUUUGGUUGCUUCAUUUCAAAUGAGUUUCUAAAAAUGAUGAAAAAAACAUAAGACUUUUAAACGAACUUUCAGUAUUCAGGGCAAGUCGGAUGUUUUUAUUGUCACAAAAAAAUCAAUUUUUUUCGUCUCUAUUUUUUUCUUACAAAGAAAAAAACCCUGGUUCCGGUGUCCCUAUAAUUCCCAAAUAACCGUGAGAAAACUGGUUCAGUAUGUGUUCUCUAAUUCCUUCACACCUUUUUUUUCCAUGGAAACGUGUUCCAGUAAUAUUCGAAAGUGACAUCACUUCUGAGUGACCAGCCUCGCAGAAAAAAAAAGAUUCUAUUUUCAAACUCGAAAAUAAAUAAAAACACAAAACUGGGGCAGAGGGGAGAGAUCUCUUUGCAGAUUAUUUUAAAUUUUCGUGUUAUUCCAGUUUUUUUUCAAGCAGGUUGAUACUGUAAAAAUUCUCAUUUUCUCAUAAUUAUUCUCAGACACUAAUGAGGGUAGAUUGAGGUUUUUUUAAAAGGCCUCUCAGGCGAUUUUUAGUCAUUAAGGGAUCGCUUAAGUGACGUCAAAACCAAAAAAAAAUAGGGCGUAAUUGUUUUUGAAGCACAUGGAUUUUUCAACUAUCAAGUCUUUCAAGUCAUAGCUUCAAAAUCGAUUUUUCUAUGAUAAUUCAGCAUGGGGCGUCGGGAUCGCCAUCAUCUCUGGCUGUUCAUUUUCGGCACCUCUGGGAAUUCUGCUUCUUCCCUGCUUCACCAAGACGAUCUACGAAAGGAUCAUGACUUUUCUAGUGGCCCUUGGGAUUGGCGCCUUGUCUGGAUCAACAAUAUUCAUCAUGCUCCCACAGGUUUUGAUUGUUCCAAUCAACUCAAGUAAGAUGUUUAUUCACUGCAAACAGUACAAAAAUAUUGAUAUUAUUAGAAAAAAAGUUCAUUUAUUUAAAAAAGGACACAGAAAGAUACUUUCUGAGUGGUGGAACUUUAACUCGAAUAGCCAAAAACAUUGAAAAUCCCGAAAAAUGGGCCCUUAAGUCAUAAGUUCUGUUGUGGACAAAUAAAAGAGCACAAAGUUUGAUUGGCCUUUUAUCGACAGGUGAGACUUUUAAAUGAAUCUAAUUAACGUCCCUGGCGUCAAUAUGCUGAAUGGUAUCUCUGAAAAAGACGUUUUCCAAAACAAAAACAGUAGCGUGGUUUGAGGAAAUGACCACAACACGAAAAUAAAACAGAUUUUUGUGAAGAGCCACUUGAAAGUCUUUCGAGCGACGGACAAGCUUACGCAAGCAUUUUUUGGUUUGAAAAAUUCCCAGAUUAAAAAUGGAGUCAGUGUUAGAUUGACAAUAAUGUUUGCAAGAUUAAGUUUGGAAAAAAUCAAUGAUUUUUUUUGUUUUCUGAACCUUUGAACUCGCAAAAGGAAAAACAAAUAAAUGAACAAUCUUAUGAAACUUCUAAAACCUUCAGGCAUUUCACUUGAACGAGCUGAAUGAUUUCGAUUAUCACUCCAAGUCGAUGAUCAUCCUCACGGCAAUCUACGUCUUCUUCACUGUAGAUCGGAUUCUCCAGUAUGUCCUGGAGUUGAGAAGACGUCACAGCGCCAAGCGGAAAAUCCACUCCAAAACCAUCGCCUCCAUCAUUAAUUCGCCCCAAGUUGAAAGGCGGCCGACGACUGGGGUAUGUGUUUUUUUGAAACGUGCUCGGAUCUUAAAAAGCUCUUCUUUGCAAGAAAAUCAUAAAUUUCACCUUGAUCCUUUGAAGACCAAACCACGUUUUCUAUCUUUUAAUAUUGAAUUGUAUAACACUUCCGGUGUUUUAUUUUGAGUUCUCUAAAACCAAGGCCAUAAAAAUUUGGAUGAAAGCAUUUCAGAACAAUGGAUCCAGUUCAAAUGGAAAUGUGGAGAAACCGGCGCCCAACAUAGAUAAUUGUAAUGAUCUGGAGAAGCAGGAGAUUUCCGAACUUGCUGUCAGUUUUUUUCUCUGAAAUUGGCAAUGAAAAUUGAUGUUUCAGGAUGAACUGGAUGCAGCCUUGGCAAACAAUAUUCUGGCUAGAACGGUAUAAAAAAACUUUAUUUCCGAAAAAAAAACUGUUGAAAAAUGAAUAUAGAACUUUUUGCAUUUUAAGAGCCUUGAAAAAAAUUUUUUUAAUAAGAGAAUGAAUUGGAGAAAAAUUGCUGGCUUGAUCAAUAUUUAGAGAAAUGGUCUUAAAACGAGAAGUUCAGUGCGGGAAAAUAAGAAAAAGGUUUUUUAGUGAAAUUUUAUUUUUAUGACAAGCUAGCGCUCAAAUAAGUAAUUAGAUGAUUUAUGGAGUAGUGAGCCAUUUUUUUCUGUGCACUUGAAAUUUUAAAAGAAUUUUUUUACAAAAAAAUUUUUAUAUAAAAAAAUCACUGCCCUCUGCACCUUUUUCUCAGUGAAUUUUCCUGCAGUUCUCGACACGUCGACGUAUUGCGGUGAUGACUGGCGUGGACGACAUUGAAUUCCGGAAGGCUAGUGGCCAAAAUAAUAAUGUGAGUUGUAGGAGUUUCUGAGAAUUCACGGCUUGGAAAAGAUUCUGAAGAAACCUUUUUCCGAGCUCACUUUCCAUCAGAUUUCCGGCAAAAGUUUUAUUUUCGAGACUAAAACUCUUUCACGCUUUGAAGUUCUUGUGAAUCUUUAAAAUCAAAGAAAGAUGGUUGAUUUGAAGGUGAGAGACCCGAAUUUGAUCAACGCCGUCAAUUUGGAGCUGAAAAGGAGGGCCACUGAACAGAAUUCGCCUCUGCAACAAACGGAUGAACUUCCGCCGAAGGUAUGACUUGAUUCACAAAGUUAUUACCUAACAUGAGGAACUCGGAAUCAAUGAGGAAGUUCUAGAAAGAUUUUUGAAGUUUAAAAGAUAGUAGUGAAUAUAUCGUUUUCAUUGGUUAGCGGCUUCUACAAGAAACAAAUGAUCUUUAGAUUUUAAUCUUCAAUGAAAUGAGAUUACGUUCUUUAGAGUAGUUUUUUUCCAAUUUGGUUUUUCACAAUCAAACGAACCGUUUCAAUCGGAAGGUUUUAUUUUAGAGCGAUUUUUUUUAUUCUAAAACAUAUAUAAGGAAUUUUCAGUGGAGGUACCCUUCAGAACUUUGAAAGGAUUUUUCUAUCUUCUUGAACAUUUCUAAGACUUCCCAGGACGACAACGAUGAAGUCGCCGUCACGGUGAAAGUCGUCGAGAAGCGGGUAAUCGAACCGGCGGCGAUGGAAGUUGCUUCAGUCGCCUACAUGAUCAUUUUCGGAUCAUCCGCUAAUAAUUUCGUCGACGGCAUGAGCAUGGGUACCUCUUUGGGUGAAGCUCGAAAGUUUUUGAAAAUUUGUAGGAGCCGCCUUUUCUGACAAUCUUCUCCGAGGCUUGAGCAUUGGCAUCGCCGUCAUUUCUCAACAGUUUCCUCAAGAACUUGGUGAGAACAAAGAUUUCAGUAUUUAAAAAAUCGGUCACCGUGGCUUGAGCCAAGAGACGAAGAAUUUUUUCGAUUUCUCUACGAAACAAUUACGAAAUAGUGUGCAUGAAGUAUAGGUAGGCAGCUUUCCCUGGCUUGAAAGCCGACAGACGCAUGUCUUCCAUAAUAACGCGGUUGGGUAUGUGAAUAGGCGUGAUUGACUAAAUGACCAAGUAAAGAGUCCGAAUUCCUCAAACUAUAAUCAACCUUCUCGACUCCGCCUCUGCUACUCCGCAUUCGCUGCCCCCUCGGACGUCGAUUAGCUGAGCUCACGCGCGCCUUCUGCAUCUCCUUACCCGAAUAUGAUAAAGUUUACACAGAAAAAUAUAUAAAAAGUGGAGCGGGGUUGAGCUCGUCUAGUCGUCAUCCGAGGGUGGCGACGAAUGCGAGAGGUGGAGUCGACGGUUGAUUAUAGUCUGAGUAAUUCAGACUCUUUUAUACUCUUUACUUGGUCUAAUUUUUCACGUCACUCCUAUUCACAAGGUCAAAAGUUCCAUUUUCCACAUUUUAUUAGUUACACAAUUUCAAGGAGUUCUGGCGAUCCUGAUCAAGUCGGGCUUGGGUCUGAAACGAACGUUGCUCUUCAACAUGGUGCCGAUCAUCCUCAGCUACCUUGGAUUCGGCGUCGGUGUACUGCUUGACAGCGUCGACGACACCUACGAUCAGUACAUCUUUGCCGUUUCUUCCGGCAUGUACAUGUACAUCUUCUUGGGCACUUUGGUUUGUUCAAGGAGACAUUACGACUAGGAGUAUUAGUAUGUGAGAGUUUCAUGUCACCUUUUUCUAGUUUCAUGUCACCUUUUUCCAUUGAGCGUUAAAUAAUAUAAGUUGUUAGAUGAUCAAAAAACCUUGAUGUUGUUUUCAUAAUUAGUUAGUAAGACAACUCGUUGAUUAAGAUUGUUCAGUUGAUUGAGCUGAAAAACAGAAAACGAAAACUGCCGGAAAUUUAGAUUGUUCUCGCAAAAAACGUUUUUUUUUUAAUGAACAAUUCAAGUAGGAAGUUAUUUUAAGUUGUUUAAGAUGGACUACAGGGCCAGAUAAGAAUUUUCAAAUUUCAGAUUCCUGAGAUUCGAGAUUCGACCAACGAGCUGAUCAAGGAGAACCUGGUGGAAAGUAUGAUCGUCACUGCCUUACAAUUCUGCGGAAUCGCCUUUGGCACAUCGUUUAUGUUCUAUAUGAGUGGAGUAGGCGACGUUGAGCUCGCGUAA